CUCACAAAUAGAUCCAAAAACUUGUAGUGACUAGUGUCCUUGUCACACGUAUACUAAUGUUGAAGUACCCACAAAACUAGACGUUUUCCUCCCUCUUUCGGCAGCGUUCUCCAUAAGCUACACCUACACUUACUUUGCUCUACACUUACCCCUUUUUCACUGCACCAGAAAUCAAUAGCUCUCUUUUAAUGGCGGACUGGGGGCCAGUGCUCAUCGGAGUAGUACUCUUCAUACUGCUGCAACCUGGGCUUCUCUUUCAGAUACCGGGUAAUAACCGUACUCUCGAAUUUGGGAGCAUGAAGACUAAUGGAAAGGCGAUUGCUGUUCAUACUCUUAUUUUCUUUACCUUAUAUGCUAUUCUCAUUCUCGCUGUUCAUGUUCACAUCUAUACUGGCUGAUCCUUUAACACUACUCCAGAUCUUCUCCAAAUCCCCCCUUUAUGCUACUACCAUUUUCACUAAUCCAAGUUGUAAGCCCUUUUUCUUACUCAAGUUAAGAUCUGUUUCUUUGUAAUUUUGUUUUCAAGAGGAAAUAUCAGUGUUGCUCGCGUUAUAUUUA
Molecule: messenger RNA, 558 nt
Organism: Solanum dulcamara
Lineage: Eukaryota; Viridiplantae; Streptophyta; Magnoliopsida; Solanales; Solanaceae
Exons: 1
Coding region: 189-398 (69 amino acids)
Source: RefSeq, a predicted model, not a curated record